AUGAACGAGGUAGACCUCGAACUUAUUAAAUCAGAGGAGGAUGCUCGUCGCCAUCACACUCGCUCGAGCACUGAAGAGCGGCGUUUGGAAUUGGAAGCUUCUGCUUUGCAGAAGAAGGAAACAGGUUACUCAAAUUCCUUAGACGAAUCAACAGGGCCUGGGGUUUCCCGUGUUCCAACUGCUCGAGAUGUUGAAGAAGAUGGAGCAGAAGCCGAGCGAGUAAGGACGCUCAUUUCGAGAACUAGGACAGCACAAUCUGUCCAUGCCAAUACAAUUGGUGCGAACUCUACUCGGACAAGAUCAAGGAAGGAAAAACUACCACCAUUUGGUAGCGGAAAAGACUAUCCGCCCGACCUUCCAGAUAUCGAGAAAUACAUUGUGGAGUUUGAAGGAUUCGAUGAUCCAAUGCACCCACAAAAUUGGACCACCAAGAAGAAGUUUGGUCUGUCAGCCUUGCUCGCAUCUACUUGUGCCUUCUGUGUUUGGGGUUCAAGUAUCUUCUCGCCUGCCAUUCCCGCUGUUGCUAGAGAAUUCGGCGUAAGCAAUGAAGUCGGUACUCUCGGUGUUUCCCUCUACGUCCUCGGAUUCGCUACCGGCCCUUUGAUCUGGGCCCCCCUUUCCGAAUUAUACGGUCGAAGAUUGCCAUUGCUUAUUGGAAAUCUUGGGUUCGCUAUCUUCCAACUCGGUGUCGCUGGUGGAAAGGAUCUUCAGACAAUUAUUAUCUGUCGAUUUUUCGGUGGUCUCUUCGCUGCCUGUCCUUUGGCCGUCGUCGGUGGUGCAUUCGCUGAUAUCUGGGAUAAUGCACAUCGUGGAUAUGCCAUCAACGUAUUCGCUCUUACCGUCUCAGUCCCCGCACUUCUAGCACCAAUUGCCGGUUCUUUCAUCACCAACAGCUACCUCGGCUGGAGAUGGACUGAAUGGAUCACAGCUAUCAUCGGGUUUGUUUUGCUUGGUCUCAACCUUCUCUUCCUCGAGGAAACCUAUGCGCCUGUUGUUCUGGUAGAAAAGGCGAGGACACUUCGACGAUUGACCAAGAACUGGGGUAUUCACGCCAAACAAGAACAAAUCGAAGUCGACUUUAAGGAACUCAUUGAAAAGAACUUGUCCCGACCCUUAAAGCUUCUCUUUACCGAGCCAAUUGUCUUCUUCGUCUCCCUCUACGUCGCUUUCAUCUACGGUAUGCUUUAUCUCAUGCUUACAGCCUAUCCAAUCGUUUUCAUCCAGUACCACCACAUCAUGGGCGGCAAAUCUUCGCUUCCUUUUAUUGGCCUCAUUCUCGGACAAAUUACUGGUGGUAUGAUUGUUUUCCUUUGGGAACCUUAUUAUCUCAAAGCCCUUAAAGCCAACCGCGGCAUCCCAAUCCCCGAGAAGCGUCUCCCGCCUGCAAUGCUUGGUGGUUUCUUGUUUCCCAUCGGUAUCUUCUGGUUCGCUUGGACUGGUAACUACCCGGGUAUUCACUGGAUCGUCCCAACCCUCUCUGGUCUCUUUACUGGCGCGGGUAUCUUCCUCAUCUUCCUACAAUGCCUCAACUACAUCAUCGACGCAUAUCUUAUGUUCGCCGCCUCAGCAAUUGCAGCAAAUACUUUCUUGCGAUCCAUCUUUGGUGCUGUUUUCCCGCUCUUUGCGACCUACAUGUUCAAUUCCUUGAAGGUCAACUGGGCUGGUACACUCUUGGCCCUUGUCAGUGUAGUCUUGCUACCUUGUCCAUUCAUCUUUUACAAGUAUGGCAAGCAACUCAGGCAGAAGAGCAAGUAUGCGCCAACUUUUGGUGAUAACUAA
Orbilia oligospora ATCC 24927 is the source of this 1779-nucleotide messenger RNA. RefSeq lists its product as uncharacterized. The transcript has 2 exons. Gene Ontology annotation, biological process: transmembrane transport. Gene Ontology annotation, molecular function: transmembrane transporter activity. The coding region runs from base 1 to 1779 and encodes 592 amino acids. NCBI's taxonomy places the organism in Eukaryota, Fungi, Ascomycota, Orbiliomycetes, Orbiliales, Orbiliaceae. The record is from RefSeq and is a predicted model, not a curated record.